CUGCUCCUGCAGCAGAAGAAGCCGCCGAAGCUGAGAGCAAACAGAAUUCGACGCUUCAGCUCAAAGACUUCGGUUCCAAGAAGAUUCCGGUUAUCAAAGAGUUCGCGCUAUUACAGGGCUCGGGUUGAAGGAAGCGAAAGAGAAAGUCGAAUCCGCCCCCAGUCGCCAUUCAAGAAGGCGUUGCAAAGAGGAAGCCGAGAAAACGAAAGAACAACUCGAAGCCCUCGGUGCCACAGUCGAAAUUAUAUAGACGGAACAUACCGUCUUAUGUCACAGACAGCGCGCUCUUAA
Geodia barretti is the source of this 291-nucleotide messenger RNA. NCBI's taxonomy places the organism in Eukaryota, Metazoa, Porifera, Demospongiae, Tetractinellida, Geodiidae. The record is from the annotation of a GenBank genome assembly.